AUGCCGCCGCAGCUUCGUCUCAACGCCGUCGCGUUCGUCUCCCCGCAGAACCACCCCAUCCUCAUCCGCACCUUCGCGCAGCCGCGGCAGGAUGAGCUCAAGUACCACUACAUCGCGCACACCAGCCUGGACGUGAUCGAGGAACGCAUCGCCGCCGCCCAGGCGGCCAAGUCGACCGAGUGCUACCUCAACCUGCUUUACACGCUCGAGGAUGUCGCCGUGUACGGCUACGUAACGCCCCUGCGGGUGAAGAUCAUCGUGGCACUUGCGAUGACCGACUCUGUCAUCCGGGACGUGGACGUCAUCUCGAUAUUUAAAGCCCUGCACACGGCGUACCGUCUCUCUGUUGCGAACCCAUUCUUGAAGCUCAACACCCCGCUCGAGGGCGUGAACGACCACGCCACGAUGCUCACAGCUGGAGGUGCGAAGUGGAAGGCGUUCAGGCGGCGAGUGGACGAUGUAGCCAGGUCGCUAGGUGCACCUGUGCCUCUUCCAGUCUCUACCCAAUCCCAUUGA
Molecule: messenger RNA, 516 nt
Organism: Laetiporus sulphureus 93-53
Lineage: Eukaryota; Fungi; Basidiomycota; Agaricomycetes; Polyporales; Laetiporaceae
Product: trafficking protein particle complex 2
Exons: 3
Coding region: 1-516 (171 amino acids)
Biological process (GO): endoplasmic reticulum to Golgi vesicle-mediated transport
Cellular component (GO): nucleus; cytoplasm; TRAPP complex
Source: RefSeq, a predicted model, not a curated record